Messenger RNA from Aureobasidium pullulans EXF-150, 1680 nucleotides. RefSeq names its product WD40 repeat-like protein. Gene Ontology annotation, cellular component: small-subunit processome; Pwp2p-containing subcomplex of 90S preribosome. Gene Ontology annotation, biological process: rRNA processing. Gene Ontology annotation, molecular function: protein binding. The record is from RefSeq and is a predicted model, not a curated record. Bases 1 to 1680 code for a protein of 559 amino acids. NCBI's taxonomy places the organism in Eukaryota, Fungi, Ascomycota, Dothideomycetes, Dothideales, Saccotheciaceae. The transcript has 2 exons.
AUGAGCGAGGACGACAAGGAUGCUGCCGAGGAAGAGUUGGAGAGAGCUGUGUUUGGUGAUAGCAUGGGAUUCAGAGCUGGAUUGGCUAGUUUCGGGGCUGGUCUGGAUGAUGAGGACUCGGCCGAUGAAGGCGCUGCUGCUUCUGGCGACGAGCAAGCAUACGACAACCUCGCGGAUGCCGACUUGUUCUUCACCGACGUUGGCGCAUCUACUGAGCUGCAACCUGUCCCGGCUACUGAAGAGGAGGAAGAGGAAGAAGGAGCAGCAUGGCAGGACAGCGACGAUGAGAGGAUGGUUGUGUCAUUAGCCUCAGUCCCGCGACUGCGCAAGUUGAGGAGAACAGAGGCCGAGGAUGUCAUUUCAGGCAAGGACUACGUCCGCCGUCUGCGCAAACAUUAUGAAAUGCUCAACCCUGUACCAGACUGGGCUGUCGAAGCCGCCCAAAAAGGACCUAGAAAGAAGCGCAGACUCAGCUAUGACGAUCUCGAUGCCGAGUCGGAGGACGACAUGGACAUGGACGACGACGAGGAGGGCGAUAACGACGACAUCUCCGCCGAGCCGCUCAGCAAGCUGCUACAAGGAGGAGGACUUGUACGACGAACAGAAACCAAGAAGCGCAAGUUGCGACCCGAAGUGCUCGACAUUCAGCGCACAAAGGACAUUGGCAGCACGCAACCCUCGGCCAUCACCUCUCUGCAAUACCAUCCCGAGCUCCCUCUCCUCCUCUCUUCCGGCCCUUCGUCGACCCUCUACUUGCAUCACAUUGUCGCUUCUCCUCCGGCACCCGAAGCCAACCCUCUUCUCACCUCUCUGCACAUCCGCAAGACUCCUCUCACAACAACCGCCUUCCACCCCAACGAUCCUCGCAUCUUCCUCUCCGCCCGCCGCCGCUACUUCCACGUCUGGAACCUCGAGACUGGCAAAGUGGAAAAGAUUGCUCGUGUCUAUGGACACCAACACGAACAGCGCAGUAUGGAGCGUUUCAAGCUGUCUCCUGACGGUCGCAGCAUGGCUCUCAUCGGUAGUGCUCGCAAGGGCGGUGGUGUGAUCAACAUCCUCGACGCAUACACACUUCAGUGGGCCAGCCAAGUGCGCAUUGAAAGCAAUAAUGGUAUCGCCGAUUUCGCCUGGUGGCGCGACAGCCGCGGUAUGAGUAUCGCAGGCAAGAACGGAGAAGUCACCGAAUGGAACAUCGACGAGCAGCGUGCUGUAGCUCGCUGGCAAGACGAGGGUGCUGUUGGCACAACCACUAUUACCCUUGGAGGUGACAACGGCAAUGCUGGCUCGCCUAUUGGUAAAGAUCGCUGGGUGGCUGUUGGCAGUUCCAGCGGUGUCGUCAAUAUCUACGAUCGUCGCGCCUGGCUUGUUGCCUCCUCUGGCAACCCCUCUGCCUCGCCUAUCCCCAACGCGCCGAAACCUACCCGUGCGUUGGACAAUCUUACCACACCUAUCUCACACCUCACUUUCUCGCCGGAUGGUCAAAUGCUCGUCAUGGCUUCAAGGUGGAAGAAGGAUGCUCUCAGAAUUGUACAUCUGCCCACAUGCACAGUCUUCAAGAACUGGCCUACGAGUAACACUCCUUUGGGGCGUAUUACUGGAGUUGCUUUCGCACCGGGUAGUGAUGGACUUGCUGUCGCGAACGAGCAAGGUAAGAUUAGAUGCUGGGAGGUUAGAGCUUAA